Hemicordylus capensis (graceful crag lizard) is the source of this 5450-nucleotide messenger RNA. It is a transcript of the gene ZDHHC3, whose product is annotated as zinc finger DHHC-type palmitoyltransferase 3. The record is from RefSeq and is a predicted model, not a curated record. Lineage: Eukaryota; Metazoa; Chordata; Lepidosauria; Squamata; Cordylidae. Gene Ontology annotation, biological process: peptidyl-L-cysteine S-palmitoylation; protein targeting to membrane. The transcript has 7 exons. The coding region runs from base 423 to 1397 and encodes 324 amino acids. Gene Ontology annotation, molecular function: protein-cysteine S-palmitoyltransferase activity. Gene Ontology annotation, cellular component: endoplasmic reticulum; Golgi apparatus.
UGCAGUUGCCGCAGGAGCCACGGACACGCCUCCUGCGAGAUGGCCUGCCCUCUCCGUGGGAGGGAGGCGUUCCGGUUCAAUCUGAAGCGGAGCUCGCGGAGAGAGAAGGCGUGCCAGGCCGUGGCGUUGCUCAUUUCCUGAUUUCGCCGACUCUUCCUUCUCCCAGUCCCACCCUCCGAGCGCGAAUGGGGGGGCAACGAAGAGACGGAGUCGAGCCUUAGCAGCCUCCCUCGGCAAGGAGGGAGCGCCGGGGCGUCGCGGGCUGGCUUCCCCGGCUGGCAGAGCGAAUGGAACGACGCGCUGGGCGUUGGAAGGUUGCCCCGGGAGGCGCGCGCCGCUGCUAGAGCGGGGGCGGCAGCGGCAGCGGCAGCAAGCGUGUUGCAGCAGCACCAGGCUGGAUCCAAGAAUGGACAUUAUAGUCGAUGAUGAUUACUCCAAUCCACCGCUUCAGAGAUAUUGAAAGGAAACCAGAAUACCUCCAGCCAGACAAGUGUGUUCCACCUCCCAGCCGCAGUUCCUCAGGAAUGAUGUGGUUUAUUCGAGAUGGCUGUGGUAUUGCCUGUGCGGUUAUCACCUGGUUUCUGAUCUUCUACGCUGACUUUGUAGUCCUCCUUGUUAUGCUGCUUCCAUCAAGAGACUUUAUUUACAGUUUGAUCAAUGGAAUAGUUUUCAACACAUUGGCAUUCCUGGCUGUGGCUUCACAUGUUCGAGCUAUGCUAACAGACCCAGGUGCGGUGCCUAAAGGUAAUGCCACAAAAGAGUUCAUAGAAAGUUUACAGCUGAAGCCAGGACAAGUGGUUUACAAGUGUCCAAAGUGCUGUAGCAUCAAACCUGACAGAGCUCAUCACUGCAGCGUUUGCAAGAGAUGUAUUCGGAAAAUGGAUCACCAUUGUCCAUGGGUUAACAACUGUGUAGGAGAGAAUAACCAGAAGUACUUUGUAUUGUUUACAAUGUAUAUAGCACUAAUUUCCCUGCAUGCCCUUAUAAUGGUGGGAUUUCACUUCCUGUAUUGUUUUGAAGAAGAUUGGACAAAGUGCAGUUCUUUCUCUCCACCAACUACUGUAAUCCUUCUUAUCCUCUUGUGCUUUGAGGCUCUUCUCUUUCUCAUCUUCACAUCUGUCAUGUUUGGAACACAGGUACACUCCAUCUGCACUGAUGAAACGGGCAUAGAGCGGCUUAAAAACCAGGAGCCAACUUGGGAAAAAGUCACUGGCUGGGAAGGGAUGAAACUGGCUUUCGGGGGUGAAUUUUCACUGCGGUGGUGCAGUCCUUUUUCAGACCUGUGUUGCAAGGAGACUCCACCAGCUGGUACUGCAACAGUUUCUCCAUCCGAGAUGAUGGUUGAGGAAGCUUUUGAUCAGUUUUCUGAUCAAGAGGUGGUUGUGCAAGUGUGUUAAAUGAAUAAUAUAAAGUGCCCUUUAAAAAUGCCUAUACUGUGGAAUCUGUGCACUUGAGACUUUGCUUUAAGGGACCAUGAUGCAUGAAACCAUUGAGGCUCUACUCUUCCUCUAGCCAAGGACUGCACUAAACGAAAGCAAUGCAACUACAUUGACAUGGUUCUACUGAUAAUGGUUUAAUUGAGCUUCCAUAACUAUCUCAUGAAAAUGUGAGUGUCUAGUUCAAAGUUAACAAUUUCUAAAAAUAUGCAAUAAGUACAUUGUCUCAAAAGAAAAAUCAUUAUGCUUAGCAUAACUUCUACUGGUCCAUUUGGUGUGGGGCAGUUGUCUCAUAAUAAUUCUCUUGGCCAGGAGAUUUGAAUUUGUACUUGAACCAAGUACAACUGAGGCCCAGCAAUAUGACUUUGGGGAAUUAGUGAAAACCUGGUUUCUAUUCCAGCUCAAUUCAUAUUGGGAAUCCUUUUAUUCAGCUAAACAGCCCCUCAGGGAGUAUUAAUGUAUUUUUAUAAUGUAUGUAUAAUUAAUUCAUUUUGUCAUGAAUAAUGGACUUAUUUUAAGCAGAAGAACUACUGUGUGAUGCACACUGAGGUGUGAUGGACGUUUAGCAAAACCAGCAUUUACUAUCAUGUUUUAUUAUUAAAGAUAGGGAGUAAUCAAUGAUAAGAUUCUAUAAUGUUCUGGGAAUGGCCAACUAAAGCUAAAUCUGGGAUGCUAAUCUUUUAACUGUUUGACUUUGAUCCUUUGGACUUGCUUCUUACAAGUAAGUCCCAUUUGAUCCUGAUUGUUUUCAGCAAGUCUACCAAACGAGUACAGGAUUAUUAGAAUCUGUAAAACUCUAACUCCGAAACAGUGUUGCUAUAUUGUGUUUGUAGCCUGGGUUAAAAGGUUGAGGAUUGCAACAUGUAUUUUUGAAAAAUUUCAUCACUAUGAAAUGGCUAGUUGCUUGUAUGCGAAAGCCAUGAGUGCCUCUGUGUAUCUCAGAAAGGGACCAAUUAACUUAAAAGGAUACUGUGUGUCUUUAAAGUGUCACAGACGGAGAAUAUUAUAUUAGGAGUAUUUUAGGACCCAAUGAAUGACCUCAAAACAGAUGCUGCAGCAUUGGAGAAACUAGGCAGGCAUCAGCCCGAUCAGUAAACUUGAUGGGAGACCGUCUAAGAGUGGAAUGUUUAAAAAAACAUUCUUAAGAACAUUUCUGGUAGCAACCCAUUAAAGAGGAACUAAGUUGAAUGUUGAACUAAUAUUGAGUGUCAAGAAGACAUUUUCCUGCCUUACACUGCUAUCCGUUGAGGAAGCAUCCACAAACUCAUUUGGCACAUUGACUGCCACUGUGAAAUAAGAGAAAUAAAAGAAAAUCUUUGUCAGGUCUGAUAGAUGAUGUCAUUAUGGCCUGGAUCCAGAAAACCGUGUGACUCUCUCUGCAUGCCUAAAGAGGCUUUCAGUUUGUUUUUCUUUAUUUUUUAAAAAAAUCAGCUUCCACUCUCCAUGCUGCAUGGCAAACCACUUUUGAAACUGAAGUGGGUUUCAAGAGCAGUUUGUGAUACAGCAUGAGGGGCAGGGGAAAUCUUGCAUUCAAAGUUCUUGUAUUUAGUUCCACUGGGUGCAACUAAAGUAUGUCUUUGGAUCCUAGCCUAUAAUAUUUGGAUCCUAGCCUAGAAUCUCCCAAGGUUCUCACUUUGCGGGGCUAAGAAACACACACAGUGCAUAUUUCUAUAAGGGAAAAAGUCCCUAGGUUUGUCAGAUAACUUGGAAAGUGUGUAUACUCUUAAACUCCUCCUAAAGGUGGAGAUCAGUUGGCCGCUCCUGCCCAUUCACCCCCCUGAUCCUUUUGCCAGUCCUCCUGCCCUGCCUCCAGUAAUAUGUCCCGCAGCAGGUGUUAGAAGCAGGUAGACAAAGGGGGCGAAUGGAUGGGAGCAGGUGUACCUACCUCAUUUCCUGCUUUAGCAGAGAGUUUAAAGGCAAAUACUUGUUCUCCAACUUGCAGUCUUCCAGCCCCAAGUGAAAUAUAUGUUUGGGUAUAAAGCAGGAUAUAAUUUUAGAAGGAAGAUGGAGCUGAAGUUAUAUCCUUCGGGGAAGGAAAAGUUUAUUUUUCAAAGGUAGCUUUAUAAAUUGAAACUAAUACAAAUUUAGUUAUUUAAAAGGUAGAUUUCCAAAUAUGUUUCUGAAUAAAUACCAUGGUGGGGGGGCCUGCCUAAUUAAAAGCACAGGGGGAAAGGUGAGGGCCAGUACAAAGCACUCCAAAGACUAUUAACAUUUUGUCCCUAUUGAGUAUGGUAUAUGUUGUUCAGAUAGCAUUUAUUAAAUGCAGAAUCUUCACGGGCUGAAUUGAGUUAAUUUGGUUUACUACAAGUAUUUUUAUUUUUAUUUUUGCAAGAUUCCCGCUACACAGCAAAAUUUGCAACUCUGCUUUGGGGGUUAUAUUUGGGAUUUGCAUAUCUAUCUCUCUAUCUCUGAAACAAGCUAUUCGUAUAGAUUGUUCACAGUGUGUUGAUGUCUGUCCAUGUUUUACAAAUACAAUGUCAAAUGGAUGGGUUGUAGAGCAACAUGCUCUUACUUGGUUUCCUGUCUCAUAUAUGCUAGCUGUACUAAGGGGCAUAAUCGCAUUCAGUACAAUAAUACAUGUUUUUCUGCUAGGAGGAUCCCCACUGACUUCAAUAUGGAGCUCAUUGACACAAGCAGUGGCCAGAGUUUAAAUUUUAUUGGCCUAAUAGCCCUAUCCUGUGUGCGGGGAGGAGGAUAAAUCAAGCAAUUUAGUGUUAUAUGAAGCUUUAUUAGGAAUUGCUUCGUGUAAAGUGUUCCAAAAUGCAACCUAAGUGCUAAUUACUCUUACUAUUUUUACUUUAUUAUUCACAUGGGGAAACAGUAUUGAUUUUUUUUUUUUUUAACCUCAAAAUUGCCUUUUGAAAUUGACCUACAUUUGUGUGCUUCCUGGAAAAACAUGGUCUCUGUUACUGUACUGAAAAGCCAAGCACCUUUUUAGCACUCAAAUGUGCUGAAUAAAUUUUGAAUAAAUAAUAGUGAAUGUUACCUAAUGUGGCUAAAUUGUGAAAGAGCAAAUCUGCCUUUAAACUCAGAGAAAAUUGCCUCUCGAUUGACAGGAUUGUAACAUUGACAUUGCUUGUAUGAAGGCAAGGAAAGAGACCAGUUCUUCUGUUUUUCUGGCAUAUGUCUGUAAAUUACAGCGAUGCAACUGUCACCCUCUUCCAUCUUUAUAUGGCUGGAGGUUUUCUCUUCACCUUUCAUCACUUUUUCUAUGGCUAGUGGGGGGGAAAGGGCAAUAGAAUGGAAGACAAGAAAAAACUGAAAUUCUGUUCAAACAUGUUUACAGAAAGUAUCUCUCUGACACUGAAUAAAAGUGCCUUAUGAGGUCCAGAUUAUUUUGUAAAACUUUAUCUAGCAGACCGAGACCAAAUGAUUUUGCAGAAUACCAAGAUUAAUCUGCUGUUAACCAAAGCUCUUAAUUUUUCCUUCUUCCCAAAGGUUUCGACACUGUUGUGCUCUUUUUCAGAGAGUCUUUUAGGUGGGGCCUUAGAUACCUCAAACCAAAUAGCCUCUUUGUCUGGGGUCCAGUGUUUACAUUACUAGGUAACUUGCUAACUACUGUGAGUAGCCCCGUUGAAGCUGAUAGAACAGCCUGCCCAUUAAAAGUUCCAUAAGUAUUUGCGUAGGCAGGACUUUGGAUGGAUGGUUUCAGGCAAGGAGAUGCUCUCAUGUUUGAAGCUCGUUGUGCAAUCAUGGUGUUGUGCAACCAGCCAGGCUCUGUUUUGUUUCAAACAAAUAAUAUGUCUUAAAUUUAAAAAAAAAAUUGAUAUUUUGAAAGUGUGGUAAGCUGGGAUGCCUCUGCUCAAAGGCUUUAAAAAUGAUGGGCUGGGGCCUAGCAUACUAUAAAAUACUAUAUUUUUAUGAGCAGUUUCAGUGCUGCAUAGCAGCCUGUUCUAUGCAAUUAAAGGGUGUAUGCAUUUUAAAAUCUUGGUUUUCUAUUUUUGCUCUUUGUAUCUCAUGUUCUGACUUAAACUGAGUAACGGUACUUAUUAAAGAAUCAAUAUUUUAAUCUCA